AUGGCAGCCACAGAAGACCAAAGAAAAUCGGUAUUGAUUACUGGUUGCUCACCAGGAGGCAUUGGGAACUCGCUUGCACGAGAGUUUCAUCGUAAUGGGUUGCGCGUAUUUGCAACCGCCCGCGAUGCCAAAUCGCUCGAAGAUCUAUCAGCUCUCGGCAUAGAGACCUUGACCCUCAUCGUAGAUGAUGAGAACAGCGUCAAGGCAUGCUGUUCUGAAGUAGAGAAGAGACUUGCGGAGAAGGGACUGGAUUAUUUGGUCAACAACGCGUAAGUUAUCAUUGCGAUUUAUGGGAAGGAAAAGAGAAGAGAAGAGAAGAAGACAGCCACUCACUCUCCUGGUGAAUCUAUUAUCUAGGGGACGAAGUAAGUUAGCAUAUGCAUCCCGACCCUCACCAACCUGACAGAGGUCUAACUUACUACAGAUUAUACCGUCCCGGCAAUGGAGGCAGACCUUGCGGAGGCCCGAGCAACCUUUGAAACCAAUUUCAUCGCAGUCAUCUGCAUGUGCAAGACAUUCCUUCCGCUCCUUAUAAGAUCCCAGGGCACUAUUGUGCAAAUUGGAUCUGUUGCGGGGGUUAGUACUCUGAUGCGCCGCGGUCUCUACAGACUCUCGACACAUUCAAUGACGCUGACUUUACGCCAAAUAGGUUAUUCCUUACGUAUUUGGCUCAGUAUACAACGCCUCGAAAGCCGCUCUACAUUCAUUUAGUGACUCUCUGCGUGUUGAACUAGCGCCUUUCGGGUAAGUCCUUUCACCCUUCAGAUUUUGAACCUAUUGAAAGUUGAUAGCAGCCCCGCCAGAGUACAUGUCACUACAGUUAUUACCGGCGGCGUACAGUCUCGCAUCGCCCGCAUUGAACGUACGCUAGUGCCUAAUUCCCUAUACGCCUCGAUUGAGGAAGAAUACAGUCGCCGCGUGAAACACAGUCAGGACGGUGCCAUGCCGCACGCUCUUUAUGCACGGAGCGUUGUGACCCAGGUCCUGUAUGGGUCUGCACCAUGGCGGUGGCUCUGGCCGUGGGCGAAAGGGCGAAAAAGUUGGAUUUGGGAAGGAAACAAAAGCUGGGUGGUCUGGUUGCUGACUGGGGGUUGGGCUUGGACUGGCCUAUUCCAGUACGCCAUGACGAGAAUGUUCAAAUUAAACAGAUUGAGUCGAGGCAUUGGCGGCCGGUAGCAUUGCUGGAGAGGGGGAAGGGACACCGGAGGCAGCCUACGCCAUGAUUUUUCGUCUACCAGAACUAUAGUAAUUAGUAGUUAAUACGGAGUAGGAGUAGUUACCUUUACCCGCCGUCGUUCCGUGAUAUUCGCGUCGCCGGGACCCGAACCCGGUUUAGUCAUCCCGAGCGUUCACGCUGGUUGGCUAAUCAGGUGACCCUGAACGUGCCGUAAUCCCAAGGCAAAAAGACAAUAUCAUCUCGGGAAG
Messenger RNA from Aspergillus melleus, 1425 nucleotides. RefSeq lists its product as uncharacterized. Lineage: Eukaryota; Fungi; Ascomycota; Eurotiomycetes; Eurotiales; Aspergillaceae. Gene Ontology annotation, molecular function: acylglycerone-phosphate reductase (NADP+) activity; triacylglycerol lipase activity. Gene Ontology annotation, cellular component: lipid droplet; endoplasmic reticulum. The record is from RefSeq and is a predicted model, not a curated record. Gene Ontology annotation, biological process: phosphatidic acid biosynthetic process; triglyceride catabolic process. The transcript has 2 exons. The coding region runs from base 1 to 273 and encodes 90 amino acids.